Molecule: messenger RNA, 1379 nt
Organism: Chara braunii
Lineage: Eukaryota; Viridiplantae; Streptophyta; Charophyceae; Charales; Characeae
Source: the annotation of a GenBank genome assembly
AGAUUCCACCUCACCACUUGUUUCGAUGCUGAUGGCAACGAGGAACCUGACAACUACAAACAGGUGUCCCUGCAUUUGCACAAGUUCGUGGGGUACGGUAUGCGCGCCGCUACCAUGCCUCCGUUCGACAAGUCGCGAAAGAAAGACGGGUCUCAGGUCGUUAUGCUUCGGCCUCCAGAGUUUCUUAAGAAAAUUAACUGCCAUAAGGUGGCUACCCACGUGUGCACGGUGGACAGCAAGCUGGCGUUAUCCACACCUCUUAUACCGUUCGAUAUUCUUGUCGACAAGUUCGAUUCGAAGCUUCGAUCGUACAGGUUGCAGACGUUGGGCCAGGCUAUUUUGCACAGUGCUAUCUCUGUUGGCUCGCCACAUGUUGGAGGGGCGACGAAAACCAAACUCGACAGUUCAACAAGACAAACCGGGCAGGAGGGACCGGUUGGCAAGUCUGGGCCUGUGUUGAAACCCACUCUUCCCUCGCAUUCGCGAUCGAAAAUGGUGCCAACAAGCAGUGCUCCGGGUCGACCACGGGAGGAAGGUCCGACGGAAACUUCGUGUUCGCGUGAGGACGGUGGAGGCGAGCGCCCUGGGGAUUCGGAAAAGACAGAGGAUGACAUCACCCCUGGACAACGCGUGGUUGAGAGAUCCACGGACGACAAUGUUGGCCGUGACGAGGAUGAAACCGAAGAACGCAGUGAAGGUCAGGAUCGCCUAGAUGUCAUCGAUGAAGAUGCCUGCGGCGAUGAGGAUGACCUCGAAGUCGAGGACGACACUGAAGGGGGGGGUGACGAUGAGGAAGGGAGCUACGAAGGGGGGAGCGAAGGGGAAAUGGACGGUGACAAUGAGUGCGGAGGGGGUGGCGGUGAGUAUCGGAGACGCACCGGCAGUGCAACCGUCGCAUCUGGACACGAGGACGUCCUCGUUGAUACGCAGAGAUCAGUAUGCUCGCGCGAGAGAAAAACGACAUCUCGACGGCAAGACGACGAAAAGACCCGGAGGCAGUCCAAGUUAAUUGGUUUGGCAGCAUCGCAGGAGGCGUACAAGAAAGCGCUCGAAACACAAUCGGUGAAGCCGACCACGGAAAAACGCGAACGUCCACGCUCGUCACAAAGGCAGAAGAAGAAACCGAAGGUGGACGGCCCGAAGGAAGUGGCAGACUUUGGUGACGAGGUGGUGGGGGUUGUUCCGAGAGAUAAUACUGCGAAACCGGAGCGGCUGGUUUCCGAUAAUAUUGACACGACAAGAUGUUUUUUCUUGGAGUACGACGGGGAUGGGAAUGCUAUUGACCGGCCUGCCCAGGUGUUCGUCGACGUCCUCAAGAUCUUGCCUAACCCUGAUGACGGUGAUUGCUAGUACAAUCACAGACCGCUGAACGAGAUGUU